CUGGUGCGGGCCUGUCCCGCUGGGCCGUGCCGGGAGCGUUGCGGGGGCACCGGCCCGGGGAGGGGAUCGGAGAGCGGCUCCACGGCCCCUGUGUCCGCGCCGGGCCAGCGGGAAGGGCCGGAACGAAAGUUUCGCGGAACCUGCGUGGCUUGCUCGCGCUUUCCGUAGCGGCUGGUCCAGGACUGGGUUCCGGUUCCGGGUGGUGGCCGCGUCCUGAGCAGGGUCGCGGAGCGGGCAGGUAUGGGACACGGAGGUGACCACGGCCACGGGCACGGCCAUGACAAAGUGGAGCUGCCCGACUACAGGCAGUGGAAGGUGGAGGGGACUCCCCUCGAGGAGGUGCAGAGGAGGCUGGCAAAGAGGGGGCUGAGGGACCCCUGGGCUCGUAAUGAAGCAUGGAGGUACCAGGGUGGCUUUGCAAGACCUAUCACCGUAACAGAAAUCUUUACCAGGGGAUUCAAGUGGGGGGCUGCAGCUUUUGUCAUAGCUCUAGCCAUUGAAUAUUCACUGUUUCCUCCAAAGAAGAAUGGAGGCCACCACUGAAGAUCAAAUAUGACAACUUAAUACUUAUUAAUCAUAAGCUGAAGCAUACAUAAGCCUGCUGCUCACUCUGUACUUAUAAUAUGCAUAUUAAAGUCUAUCACAGGCAAACCAGUGUUUCUUUGAUCUUAUUAUACUCCUGCAGAAGGAUCAAAAAACAUGGCCAGAGCAAUUUAACUGGCUUCGAUCUGGGGGGAAAAAACCAACCCAAGAUGGCUCUUGGGUUUGCUCUACUGUCCUUUAAAGAGCAAGGUAAGCUAUCACACCGGCUCUUUCCAAGCCCUGCCUUGAUUCUGUUAAAUGAAAUUGAGAAGUUUGUUGGUUUUAAGAGAAAAUUUGUACCAUAUUUAUUACAGGUUUAAUAACUAUUAUUUCCCAGUAAGCAGUAAUGAAUGACUUGUAAUUUCUUAGAAGUGUUGGUUAGUAUUUGCUCUUAUGUCUCCAAAUAA
Molecule: messenger RNA, 989 nt
Organism: Melozone crissalis (California towhee)
Lineage: Eukaryota; Metazoa; Chordata; Aves; Passeriformes; Passerellidae
Gene: NDUFB3
Product: NADH:ubiquinone oxidoreductase subunit B3
Exons: 3
Coding region: 241-543 (100 amino acids)
Biological process (GO): electron transport chain; mitochondrial respiratory chain complex I assembly
Cellular component (GO): mitochondrion
Source: RefSeq, a predicted model, not a curated record